Nannospalax galili (Upper Galilee mountains blind mole rat) is the source of this 922-nucleotide messenger RNA. RefSeq names its product Rho GDP dissociation inhibitor alpha (gene Arhgdia). Gene Ontology annotation, molecular function: Rho GDP-dissociation inhibitor activity; protein binding. Gene Ontology annotation, biological process: Rho protein signal transduction. Gene Ontology annotation, cellular component: cytosol; cytoplasm; membrane. The record is from RefSeq and is a predicted model, not a curated record. The transcript is spliced from 6 exons. NCBI's taxonomy places the organism in Eukaryota, Metazoa, Chordata, Mammalia, Rodentia, Spalacidae. The coding region runs from base 227 to 841 and encodes 204 amino acids.
CGCCCUGGAUGCUGUCGCCUGCGGCCACGCGCGGCGGCGUCGGGCAGGGCGGUGUCGGGGAACCGCGGCCUGGCCAGGAGGACCCGCCCGGAGCCUCGGUAGUCCGCGGGAGGAGCCCCGGUCGAUUGGGCGGGCCUCUCGGGGGAAAACGUGGUGGGCCUGGGGCUGCGCUUUAAUCCCUGCGCACGGCCGGCAGGGAUCCGGGUGUUACAGGCUAAAGGUGAGCAUGGCAGAGCAGGAGCCCACAGCCGAGCAGCUGGCCCAGAUAGCAGCCGAGAAUGAGGAGGAUGAGCACUCAGUCAACUACAAGCCCCCUGCCCAGAAGAGCAUCCAGGAGAUCCAGGAGCUGGACAAGGAUGAUGAGAGCUUGCGCAAGUACAAGGAGGCCCUUCUGGGCCGAGUGGCUGUGUCCACUGACCCCAACGUCCCCAAUGUCAUCGUGACCCGCCUGACCUUGGUGUGCAGCACCUCCCCGGGCCCUCUGGAACUGGACCUGACAGGUGAUCUGGAGAGCUUCAAGAAACAGUCCUUCGUGCUGAAAGAGGGUGUGGAGUACCGGAUAAAAAUCUCUUUCCGGGUGAACAGAGAGAUUGUGUCAGGCAUGAAGUACAUCCAGCACACAUACAGGAAAGGUGUCAAGAUUGACAAGACUGACUACAUGGUCGGGAGCUAUGGGCCCCGGGCAGAAGAGUAUGAGUUCCUGACACCCAUGGAGGAGGCCCCCAAAGGCAUGCUGGCUCGGGGCAGCUAUAACAUCAAGUCCCGCUUCACAGAUGAUGACAAGACUGACCACCUGUCCUGGGAGUGGAAUCUCACCAUCAAAAAGGAAUGGAAGGACUAAGUCCCAGCUGGGAGGCGGGCAGGGCGACGGACAGACAGAAGGACCGACAUGCCCCACCCCACCCCCCUCCCUACCCCAAAC